AUAUGUGAAUUUAACUCUUUUCACAAAAUGAUUAAUAUUUUUCUAGUGUCUAAGAUUAAAAAAAGGCCACUAAACUUGGUUGAAUGCUUUCUUUGCAUUUAGGGAAAGCACUAGACCAUCCAUGAAGACAUGCUAAUAAAAUUAUAAUUUAGAUGGUGGUUUGUGUCAAAUUUGGGUUUUGUAGAUACAUCACUACCUUGUUUUUCUCAGUUUUGAUGAAACACUUAGUCUCAAGAGUUCAGAUCAUAUGGAAUGAAAUGUCAGCAUCAGAAUUAUUACUAAUCCAAGACUGAUGUUGAUUGUUUACUUACAGUAUUUUAAGUAUAUUCUAAGCCUUUACUACAUCUUGUUACCUGAAAUGUGACCCAUAUUUACCCUCUAAUCCAGAGGUUAUGCUGUGACAGGAAGAGGAACAAUGAAAUACUAAAGAAACAAAGAGCCCACAUUUUAGCCUGAGAUUGAAAAGAGACGACAACAUGGUGUAAUCCCUUUAGCUAGAGUUGCUGACAGGGGAUAACCCUUUAAAAUGGCCCCUCUCUCCUGUCCUGCCCUCUGUUCAGCCCCCCAGCCCCUGUCUGUCUUUCUCCAUACACUGACUGACUGACUGAACUACUGUUACUAUGCCCGUAAAGACACCUGCUCUCACAAACACAGGAAACCACCAGCAGCACCUGACCAGCACUGAGGAACUUCACUAACACCUCAAAUUCACUCAUCAUUUGAACCGCAACCAGCACAAGCUCAUCCACAGUGGGACCGAGAACACAACCGAGGAGUCGCAUCAUGACUGAGAGUGACAAAGAGCUGUCAGCCAUGGUGCAGGAGCUGUGGGACAACGAUGUCAACAGACUCACACCUGGAAAAGAUUACAGGAUCUCUCUGCAGGGCAAAGCUGGAGACAGCAUGGCCAUCAACAACGACGACAACAACGACGGAGCAGGGUCUCCUCUGUUUACAUUUGUCGAUGAGAACAUAUUCAAAAAGGAGACUUUUCUGGCCUUUAUCUCCCUGUUGGAUAACUACGAGAGUGACACCGGUGAACCAGAAAUUGUAACCCCUGAGGAGGUGGCAGAGAAUCACAAGUUCCUGGACUCAAUCAUUCAGACUCCCACUAUGAAGAUUGCUCAUAAAUACCUGGUAGAGAAGCACCUCUCUCCAGCAGAUGACACACAAUUCAAGGAGCAGCUGUACAGGAUCUGGUUUGAACUUUAUGCGAGGAGAGGAUCCAGCAGACCAGACUCGUCAGGGUUUGAACACGUGUUUGUCGGAGAGACGAGAGGAGGGCGGACUGUCAUCGGCUUUCACAACUGGAUCCAGCUCUACCUACAAGAAAAGCUGGGACACAUUGACUACAAAGGCUACAGCGUCAGUGCAAAUUCACCCCAGCCUGACGAGAAAAAACACAUCCUGGCACUACAGUUCAGCUGGAAGAACGGCAUAAAGCCCAAGGGCAGCAUCUUCAUCGGCGUCAGUCCCGAGUUCGAGUUUGCCCUCUACACUCUCUGUUUCCUCACCUCCCCAAACGAGCGUGUCAAAGUCCAGUUCAGUUUCUACGAUGUGGAAAUUGUUUGCCACCACUACAACCAAAAGCACAUAGGAACCACUUACCCAGUGCUCCUUAAGUACCAGAACCCUGAGUAACUUUACAAGAUCAGUUUGAGAUAAAACUGCUCCAACUCUUGAACUUGCUUACAAAGUGUCACGGGUGUUGUUGUUGUCUUUUUAUUUUAGAUAAAAAUACAAUAAAACCUUACAA
Scatophagus argus is the source of this 1756-nucleotide messenger RNA. It is a transcript of the gene endou2, whose product is annotated as endonuclease, polyU-specific 2. Gene Ontology annotation, molecular function: RNA endonuclease activity. NCBI's taxonomy places the organism in Eukaryota, Metazoa, Chordata, Actinopteri, Scatophagidae. The transcript has 7 exons. Bases 784 to 1641 code for a protein of 285 amino acids. The record is from RefSeq and is a predicted model, not a curated record.